This is a messenger RNA of Asterias rubens (European starfish), 1387 nucleotides long. RefSeq names its product isopentenyl phosphate kinase-like. Bases 64 to 978 code for a protein of 304 amino acids. The transcript is spliced from 5 exons. Gene Ontology annotation, cellular component: cytosol. The record is from RefSeq and is a predicted model, not a curated record. Gene Ontology annotation, molecular function: kinase activity. Lineage: Eukaryota; Metazoa; Echinodermata; Asteroidea; Forcipulatida; Asteriidae.
CAUCUCCCUGCCUUCGCUUCGUCUUGUCCUUCGAUUUUGAGUAAUACAAUUACAGCAAAAACAAUGAGCAAUUGUCCUCAGUUACGAGUGGAAUGUAUUGUAAAACUUGGUGGGAGUGCCGUCACUGUGAAAGACCGAUUAGAAACGGAAAAACUUGAUGAAAUCAGGAAGAUUGCUGAGUUUCUAAACGUAAAAUCACAACAACAGCAGCAGACGGCGGUACACAGCGACAACAAUGAAGAACGCCAUCAAAACAAACCGUGCAUUUUGGUUCAUGGCGCUGGGUCAUUCGGCCAUUUCCAGGCUAAGGAAUAUGGUGUGGCAGAUGGUUACCAUAGCAACAUGGAUGAUGAGCAGAUCAGGAAAGUCAAGGAAGGCUUUUGCAAAACGAGAAUAUCUGUUACAAAAUUAAAUCACAUCAUUGUAACGGAGCUGAAUGCACACGGUGUCAACGCAGUUGGAAUAUCACCAUGCGGUGGAUGGGAAACAGACGACAGGCGAGUGGUGAAAUCGGACAUUGUGUCUAUCCAAAACCUAUUGGCUGCAGGGUACCUCCCUGUACUGCAUGGAGACUGUGUACUGGAUAGACAGAGAGGCUGUACAAUACUCAGUGGGGAUACGAUCAUUGAGACGCUAUGUUCAGAAUUCAACCCUAAACGAGUAAUUUUUCUUGCCGACGUGGAUGGAAUUUAUGACAUGCCACCAUCGGAUCCUAAAUCUAGCACACUGCCUGUUGUCACGGUAACUGAAGAUGGCAGCAUCACCGCUGCCAUAGCAACCUCCUGCCUAGAGCAUGACGUCACCGGUGGCAUCCGGAAGAAAUUAAAGUCAGCGACUUCAAUCGUGACGGAGAGCAAAGGAGCGACGAAGGUUUUUGUGUGUAGGAUCAAUGCUGUGGGAGCUUACAACGCUUAUAUGCAAGGAAAUCUAUUAGGAGAACUCGGAACGGAAAUUCGGUUCCAGGACUCAGUUUCCUAAACUUAAGUAGUUUUUUUUCCAAUAUCGGAUUUGAGGCAAAUAUGGUGAGGUAUCAAUGUAUUUGGUUUGCGGUAAUGCUAUGUUUAUAUCUAUAUUCUGGGAGAGAACUUGUCUUCCUUUAUAUUCUACUACUCAGAGUAGAUUUUACUAAACAUUUAAAAAUGGUGCAAUUUUAAUAUACUGCUUUUAAGAAUUUCUAAAUGUUUUGGGGUUUUUUUUAAUGAUAAUUUUUUUACAACAGGCCUGGAAUUACACAGAGACCACGGCCUCUGCUGCCCCCAGUGUUUGCCUUGGUGCCCCUCAAAAAGUUCACAAUAGAUAGUCAGACUGUCCAACGCAAGAAAUAUGAAAUGGAAAUUGAAAUACAGCACAGCACACAUCAUUAAAGACACUGGACUCGUUUGGUAAU